AUGGCUCGCCAAUAUCCGGACUCAUUGCCGAGGCGGUUGCUGGUUUUCCGACACCACAGACCGAAAUUCUGGGCUAUGUAUGUGGAUGACACCUUCGUCCUAAUGGAGCGGGAUCAGGUGCUGACAUUCGAGGAACGUCUAAACACCGUCUUCCUGGACAUUCAAUGUACGAUGGAGGAAGAAGAAAAGAACCAGCUGGCAUUUCUGGAUGCCCUCGUUUGCCGCAAAGACGGUGGUGACCUAAAAACUAAAGUCUUCAGGAAAGCAACCAACGCUAUACAAUGGUCUAAGUCGUGGGUGUAUUCGGAUCACUACAAUCAUCGGGCCAAAUCCCAGGUUGGAAGAAAAAAGGCAGAAGUCACCAGAAGGAGUGGUUUGUUGUGCACAGAAAUCUCUAUUGCUGUCUCAGGUGGCAGUGGCCACUGGCGAAGCCAGGGCUAG
Molecule: messenger RNA, 441 nt
Organism: Dibothriocephalus latus
Lineage: Eukaryota; Metazoa; Platyhelminthes; Cestoda; Diphyllobothriidea; Diphyllobothriidae
Source: the annotation of a GenBank genome assembly